Messenger RNA from Pyrus x bretschneideri (Chinese white pear), 1894 nucleotides. Its product is annotated as receptor-like protein 7. Lineage: Eukaryota; Viridiplantae; Streptophyta; Magnoliopsida; Rosales; Rosaceae. The coding region runs from base 26 to 1882 and encodes 618 amino acids. The transcript has a single exon. Gene Ontology annotation, molecular function: protein binding. The record is from RefSeq and is a predicted model, not a curated record.
CAAAAAAAAUCAAAAGAUUGUUGUUAUGGGGUUACUUGAUAUCUCCAUCAUUCGCAUGGUUUCAAAACUAGUACUAGUUUUGUUGUUGUUUCAUCAUGUGGUUAUUGCUACCUCUUCCUACUCUUCGCAGAAGCAGUAUCCAUCUUGCCCUGAUGGGGAGAAGUCCGCCCUGCUGCAAUUCAAAGACAGCUUUACUAUUGACAAAUCUGCUUCUAGAUCUACGGAUGCUUAUCCAAAGGUUUCAUCAUGGAAACCAGCUAAAGGAGGAAAUAACACCUGCUGCUCAUGGGAAGGUGUCGAGUGUGAUGAGAAGACGGGUCAUGUGAUUGGCCUAGAUCUUGGUAGCAGCUGUCUCCACGGCUCUAUCAACAACAAUAGCAGCCUCUUCCGCCUUGUUCAUCUUCAAAGGUUAAACCUCUCUGACAAUAACUUCAAUUACUCUCAAAUUCCUGCUAGCAUUAGAAAUUUUCCAAGCCUCACUCAUCUUGACCUCUCUACCUCUGUCUUUUCUGGUCAAGUCCCUUCUGAACUUUCACUGUUAUCCAAGUUGACAUACCUUAAUCUAGCUCUCAAUCUCGAUAGAUUGUCAGAAGAUAAGGAUCAUCAGUCAUCAGAAGAGGAGAAUUAUCCCUUGUUGAAACUUGAAGCAUCAGAUCUUGGAAGCCUAGUGCAAAACUUAACUAGUCUCGAAGUGCUUUCUCUCAGUUUCGUAAAUGUAUCUUCGGCAAUUCCUCAUUCCAUGGCUAAUUUAUCAUCUUUGACAGCCCUCCACCUCAGGGCCUGUCACCUGUUUGAUGAAUUUCCUGUGAGAAUUUUCCAACUGCCAAACCUAGAAUCUCUUAGUGUGAGAUACAACCAAGAAUUGACUGGAUAUUUUCCUGAAUUUAAUCAAAGCAGUCUUCUCAUCUCACUGAAAGUCGGCUUUGCUGGCUUUUUUGGAACAAUACCCUCUUCAAUUCAAAACCUUCAUUCACUGCAAAACUUCGAUGUGGCUCAAUGCAAUUUUUCGGAAGGGUUGGUUCCAUCUUUUCUUGGGAAUCUUAGGCAGCUCACUUAUCUAGACAUUUCAGCCAAUAAAUUUGGAGGUCCAAUUCCUGAUUCCUUGGCAAACCUUACCCAACUGGCAACUUUUAGGAUUAGUACGAGUCGAUUAACUGGUCCAAUCCCAUCUUGGUUAGGCAACUUUAGCAAACUAGAGUACCUAGAUUUUGCUUUUAAUAGAUUAAAUGGUUCAGUUCCUGCGUCAUUUUCAAAUCUCACAAAUCUUCAAAUCCUUUAUCUACAAUUGAAUAGUCUGAGUGGCGUAGUAGAGUUUCAAAUGUUUCAAAAUCUACAAUUUCUUUUCCAACUUCAAUUAAGUUGGAACGGUUUAGAAUUUGUCACUGUGAAUUCAACAGUUCAACAGUUCACCGUUCUUGGAUUGAGUAAUUGCAGCCUAACAGAGUUUCCAUCCUUCUUACAAUAUCAGAAGGGGUUGGAGCGUUUGGAAAUUGCUGGAAACAAAAUCCGAGGCCAAGUACCAAACUGGAUGUGGAACACAAGCAUAGAAACUUUGGUCUAUUUAGACAUAAGUGGAAACUUCUUUUCAGGCCAAUUUCCGCUUGUCCUUCCUUGGGUGAACCUGGUAGGCAUAACGCUUUCGUCCAACAUGUUUCAUGGAUCACUACCGGUACCUCCUCCAACUAUGCUAGAAUAUACAGCUACAGACAACAACUUUACUGGAGAAAUCUCAUCAUUGCUUUGCAAUAUGAAAAAUCUUCAGUUGCUUGACUUGUCGAAAAAUAAGUUGAGUGGCAUGCUUCCUCAAUGUCUCGGAAACUUUAGUGAUGAUCUGACUCUUUUACUUCUUGGAAACAACUCCUUUCACGGAGUUAUUCCUUAGACAUACAACAGC